AUGCGAAACUUGAGAAGGCAAAAUGGAGCAGCAGUACUAGCACCAACAACACUGUCAGCAGCCUUCCCUUUCACAUCUUAUAUUUUAUUUCUGCUGAGUGUUAAUUCUGUUUUUUCUUUGCCAAAUGGAGAUAAUUUUUACAAAACAAAUUUAACAGACACAACAAUAGAAAAUAUUCCAAAUUUUAAUACAAAAAAUGACAACUUUAGCCUUCAUCAAAAACAAUUGCCGCACAUACAAUUACCCUCAACGGUUGUUAAACAAGAAUUUGUCACAAAAGAUAAGAAAACGCUUCUAUCAGGAAUUAGAAUUGAGCCAAUGAAAUCUGGCGAACCAGACUUUAUUGGAUAUACUGACAAAGGACUGAGUAUUGUUGCCCCUGAUACGGAAGUUAGAGUUGUUCUUUUUGGAACGUUUUUGGAUGAAAUUGUUUUAGUUGGAUUUACACUUAGUCAGAACUGCUCAGAAACUGUGUUGAAUAUUGUCCAAGAAGAUUUUAGCAUUCAGACAGAUAGACGAAUUGUCAUUAUUUACAAAUUUUCUGAAUCCAAGUCCACGUAUAAACUUUGUCUUAAACAAAAGGCUGCUGAUGACGCUUUUGACCUUCCUUUCUAUUUGGUUGAUGAUCUUCGUUGUUCAGUUUCAACUGAUAUGCCACCUCGUCAGUACUAUUUUCCAAUGUUUGUUCAAAUUUCAAUUGUUGCUGCCUUGUUAGUGCUUUCUGGUCUUUUCUCUGGCUUAAACCUUGGAUUAAUGUCACUUACACCCCAAGAACUUACACUCAUUUCGAAUUCUGGCUCUUCGAAAGAAAGAAAAUAUGCCCAAAUGAUUUUGCCAGUCAGGAAAUCUGGCAAUCAAUUACUUUGCUCACUCCUAAUUGGAAAUGUUUGUGUAAAUUCAGCAAUUUCCAUUCUUUUUGAUGACCUUACAAGUGGAUAUGUGGCUUUGGCCAUUUCUUCGGCUGGCAUAGUUGUCUUUGGUGAGAUAUUCCCACAGGCUCUGUGUGUCAAGAAGGGACUUGCCGUUGGUGCUCACACAAUUUGGGUUACCAGAUUUUUUAUGGUGCUUACUUUUCCUUUGGCCUACCCAAUAAGUAAAGUGCUCGAUCAUUUAUUGGGCGAUGAAGUUGUUUCUUAUGAUAGAAAACGUCUUAUGGAAUUAAUUAAAUUGAGUACUAAAAAUGCAAUAGGUCCAGCCGAGGAGUUAAAAAUUGCAAUUGGUGCUUUUGAAAUGGGUGAUAAAACAGUGAAAGAUGUAAUGACAAAAAUUGAUGAUGUUUUUAUGAUUCCAAUUAAUACGGUUCUAAAUGCAAAGAUUGUUGCUCAAAUUGUCCAUUCCGGCUACACUAGAAUCCCUGUAUAUGAUAAUGCAAGAGACAAUGUUGUGUCACUUCUUUUCGUUAAAGAUCUUGCAAUGUUGGAUCCUGAUGAUAAUUUUUUGGUAAAAACAGUUUGUGAUUAUUAUCGACAUCCUGUUCGUCGUGUACCUGAAAAUACCCCUCUUAGAACAAUGCUUGAAGAAUUCAAAAAAGGUGAAUAUCACAUGGCUUUAGUUGACCGUUUAGCUCCUGGAGGAGAAAAAGAAUCAAAAUAUGAAUUAGUUGGUUUAGUUACGCUAGAAGAUAUUGUUGAAGAAAUUUUACAGGCUGAAAUUGUUGAUGAAACUGAUAUGGUCACAGAUAAUGUACACAGAACUAAAUUAAAGAAAAAUAAUCUUCAUUUUAUGCAUUUGUUCAAUGAUGAGGGAAGUGCUUGUCAAAUAUCUCUUCAAAUGCAAGUUGUUACAAUACAGUUUUUGGAGGGUAAUUUCAAAGCAUUCAGUCGAGAUCGAAUAGCCCAACCAAUAUUAGAGAGAGUUAUUCGUAAUCAUGUACAUAAAGUCGAAGUCUCUCACUUAACUGAUAUUAAUGAUGCUUUAACUUCUGCAUUACCUCGAAAGGCAAAAUUAUAUACUAAAAAACAGCUCUCUGAUAAAUUCAUUCUUAUUUUGGAGGGGCGAGCUGUAAUUACAAUUGGACAGAAUUCGAUGAAUUUUGAAGUUGGCCCAUGGCAAUAUUUUGGAACUGAAAUACUUACUCAAUUUGAUGAUUUAAUUCAAUCAAUCGAUCCACAACGACAAAGCAUUGAUUCUGUAGCUAAUAGCACAAAUAAUAUGCUAGGUCAAGUCAAAGCUGUGCCCAGUGCUAUUUCUGAACUUGACAAAGUAGAUAAUGCUGGAAAUCGUCCUUCUUUACCGGGUGUUCUCUCUGUUCUUUCAACAGGCAGUCAACAACAAUUUGUUGAUUCUACGUCACAAGAUGUUGCAAAAAGAAUAAAAUUUCUUCCAGACUUUUCACUCGUUAUAAGAAGUGAAUGUACAUAUUUGGAAAUUUCUUCACAAACAUAUUUGGCAAUGUAUAGAGGAACACUUAUGACUAGAAAUAGAGUUGAUGCUUCUGGUGCUAGUAUAGCAAUUGACGGUGUUCAACCAGAUGUUGUGUCUGUCACUGGACAGAAUCCUUCAAUUGCCAAUUUUUAUGUGCCUGUCUCUCCUCAGCAACAACAAAGUGGAAAUAUGGAAGAAAUUAAUGAUUUGGUUGAUAAUAAAUUAAAAGGAAAAAGAAAUGAAAAUGGAAUUAGACAAUUAUCUUUUGAAAUGAAUGAAUCUAAUAAUUAUUUGGAUAAAACUUUAACGCCUGGAAAUGGUGCUCAAGUUCAAGGAAAUGGAUGUAAAAGAAUGAAUGAAUACCGUCGACACCGUCGUACAAAUAGCGAUGCAACAGUAGGAUUGUUAUCAAACGGUUCAGAGGAUACUAAAGAAGGAGAAAAUGAUGAAACGCUUGUUGAAGAGGGAAAACAAAAAAUGACAGCCUAAAAAUAAGGUUAUCUAUUUCUAAAAAUGUUGCACCACUAAAUUCACGCCUACAUUUAUACCCAAAAAUAAUUAAAAAUAUAUAACA
Molecule: messenger RNA, 2938 nt
Organism: Meloidogyne enterolobii
Lineage: Eukaryota; Metazoa; Nematoda; Chromadorea; Rhabditida; Meloidogynidae
Source: the annotation of a GenBank genome assembly